Messenger RNA from Aspergillus candidus, 3576 nucleotides. Its product is annotated as DEAD/DEAH box helicase. NCBI's taxonomy places the organism in Eukaryota, Fungi, Ascomycota, Eurotiomycetes, Eurotiales, Aspergillaceae. The record is from RefSeq and is a predicted model, not a curated record. The coding region runs from base 1 to 3576 and encodes 1191 amino acids. Gene Ontology annotation, molecular function: zinc ion binding; nucleic acid binding; hydrolase activity, acting on acid anhydrides, in phosphorus-containing anhydrides. The transcript has a single exon.
AUGGAAUUUGGUGACCACAGCGAUCGACCGCUGAAAAAGAGGCGCUUUUUUGUCGAUGAAAAUCCUGCAGCGCCGGGCGCGUCCGACCAUCCAUCUCCUGGAGUCGACGUGAUAUCCCCACCAGAGGACUUACAGGAAGGGGGGAUACUGCAAGAAGGAGACGAGUUAUUGCAGGAGUCUACAACAGAUGCCGCUGCCCCGAGUCCGCCACCGACCGGGACGCAUUCAAACACCCCGGAUGAACCCCCACACCCAGCCCCGGAAGACGGGUUCGACACGGCGACCUUCACAGCCAUUGUCGGCGAAGAGUUGCCCCCACACUCGAUUCGGAAAAUUCGCACCGCUGCCGCUGAUGAUCUUGAGCGUGCGGUGAACAUAUACUUCGACGGGUCGUGGAAGACCCCUGUCAACAGCACCGGUGCCGUUAACCAGACGACCUUAACAUCAUCUCGAGAUCGACUCCUUUCCACCCAGUCCCCACCCGUUGUCCGAAGCCCUACGCCAAGAGGCCACGCAAACACACCGACAGCACCCCGCAAUGCUAUGCCGACCGGCCCGAGGUAUAUUGGUGCGUUUGGCGUGGGCGCAUGGGCGACUCGUAGCGGUACGGGGCUGGUUCAGCAUGGCGAACACGUCAACAUUGAACGGGCCAAGACGCAGCCGAUUGCCCGAAAGGGUCGCGCGGGGAGGGUCAUCAUGACGCAAAAGGCGGACGUCCUAACACGGUUCACCAACCGCGCCGGCCAGGAGAUCGGGCGGCUGCCUCGUGAGACGGCCGAGUGGGUCUCCACACUGAUUGAUCAACGCAUCUGCCGAUUAGACGGGGUGUGCGUGUUUGCGCCUGAUCGGAUUCGUGUUAAUGACACUAUUUACUUGCAGCUGCGCUGCUAUCUUCGUGUUGGGGAAAUUCAAUCGCGGGGGGUUGAUGACAUGGCCGACGACAAUCGCUCCACUGCGCUUUUCGAAGAACAGGAGAGUACCGAGGAGAAGAAUUUGCGGCUGCGACAGGUGGCUCUAGUCAAACUGUUUGAUGAGAUUGGUCUGACACCGACUUCCACCAAUGACAUGACAAGAGAGCACAAAAAGGAGGGUUUGCUGCGCGCCGCGGAGAUGUCUGAGCAGUAUGAUAGGGCCAAGAAAGAGAGUAAAGGCCACGAUGACUCGGAGGAGGAGGAGCCUGCCGAGCUGGAGGAAGACCAGCUUGAUACACUCUACAAAAAGGCGCAGUCGUUUGACUUUAACAUGCCCGAGACGGAGCCUCCGCCGUCUUUUAAUAUGAGUCUUCGUACAUACCAGAAGCAGGCACUGCACUGGAUGUUGUCAAAGGAGCAGGACACCAAGACCGAAAGGUCGACAUCCAUGCAUCCUCUCUGGGAGCAGUAUACCUUCCCUACAAAGGAUGUCGAUGACAAAGACCUGCCGGUCUACCCUGGGUUCGAGCAUUUCUACGUUAACCCCUAUUCUGGCGAUCUCUCCGUCGAGUUUCCCGCGCAAGAUCAGCAAUGCCUUGGCGGGAUUUUGGCCGACGAGAUGGGCUUGGGCAAGACCAUUGAGAUGAUGAGUCUUGUACACGCCCAUAGAAACAUUCCACCGGGCCAGGCUGCCAAUGUGUCGGGCUCUGGUACACCGACCAGGCUGCCUGGCCCGUCCAGCGUGGCUUGUGCCCCAUACACUACGCUGGUCAUCGCGCCGACCUCCCUGCUUUCGCAAUGGGAAAGUGAGGCCAUCAAAGCCUCCAAGCCAGGGACCAUGAAGGUACUGGUGUACUACGGGACCGACAAGAGCGUCAACCUGAAGGGGCUCUGCUCUGCUGGCAACGCAGCUGCACCCAACGUGAUUGUUACAAGCUAUGGCACGGUUCUCUCCGAGUACCGUCAGGCGCCAGCCAGCCAAGGUCUAUUCUCAGUAAACUUCUUUCGAAUCAUCUUGGAUGAGGCCCACGGCAUUAAAAACCGCCGGUCCAAGACUGCACGGGCCUGCUAUGAGCUGCAAGCACAACACCGGUGGGCCCUGACGGGUACACCCAUUGUAAACCGUCUGGAGGAUCUGUUCAGUCUGGUGCGAUUCCUCAAGGUCGAGCCGUGGAAUAACUUCUCUUUCUGGAAGACGUUUAUCACGGUACCGUUUGAGUCCAAGGACUAUGUGCGUGCCCUCAACGUGGUGCAGACGGUCCUAGAGCCGUUGGUACUCCGCCGCACCAAGACGAUGAAGACGCCGGACGGGGAGCCCUUGGUGCCGCUCCCGCGGCGGACGAUCACCAUUGAAGAUGUUGGGUUGCCAGAGCAGGAACGGGAAAUAUACGAUCUGAUCUUCACCCGAGCCAAACAAACCUUCAAUGCCAACGUGGAGGCCGGUACCUUACUCAAGUCUUACUCGACCAUCUUCGCUCAAAUCCUUCGCCUGCGCCAGACGUGCUGUCACCCCAUUCUGACACGCAACAAGUCAAUCGUUGCCGAUGAGGAGGACGCCGCAGCAGCGGUCGAGGAUCCCAAGGGAUUAACAGAUGACAUGGAUCUCCAGGAGCUAAUUAACCGGUUCACUGCGACAACGCAGACCGCAAAUCCGGAAACCCAGCCCGACUCGUCCAUCAAAUUUACCACCCACGCGCUGAGACAGAUACAGAACGAAUCCAGCGGCGAGUGUCCCAUCUGCUCAGAAGAACCCAUGAUCGACCCCGCCGUAACGGCCUGCUGGCACAGCGCCUGCAAGAAAUGCCUCGAGGACUACAUCCGCCACCAAACGGACAAGGGCGAAGCUCCGCGCUGCUUCUCCUGCCGAGGGCCAAUUAGCUCUCGGGAUAUUUUCGAGGUCGUGCGACAUCAGUCCCCAGGUUCGACCACGCCCGCCGACAGCGAUACCCACGCCUCCACCCCGCCGACCAGCUCCCAGGCCGCCCCGCGGAUUUCCCUCCGACGCAUUAACCCGCUAUCACCGUCGGCGCACACCUCAGCCAAGAUCCACUCGCUCAUCAACCAUCUUCACCGCGUCCCGCCCGACCAGAAGUCCGUCGUCUUCUCUCAGUUCACCAGCUUCCUUGACCUCAUUUCCCCGCAGCUUGACCGGGCCGGGAUUCCGCACGUGCGCCUAGACGGCACAAUGCCGCAAAAGGCGCGCGCGGCAGUCCUAGCAGAGUUCACCAAGACGGAGACAUUCACACGAGAUGAGCUCGACGAGAUCGAAGAAGAAGACGACACCGACACGCCAGGCCGGGAAACCACAAGAAAACCACCCCCUCGCCAUCUCAAACCCUCCACCCCGCGCGUCCUCUUAAUUAGUCUGCGGGCAGGGGGCGUCGGCCUGAACCUGACGGCCGCAAACCACGUGUUCAUGAUGGACCCGUGGUGGAGUUUUGCCGUCGAGGCACAGGCCAUUGACCGGGUGCAUCGCAUGGGCCAGCUGCGGGACGUGUCGGUGACGCGGUUUAUCGUGCGGGACUCGAUCGAGGAAAGAAUGCUGCGGGUGCAGGACCGCAAGAUGAACAUUGCGGGGAGUUUGGGACUGCGGGUUGGUGGGGAUGGGGGGGAUGAUGAGAAACGCCAGGACCGUAUUGAGGAGUUGAGGUUGUUAUUUGACUGA